Gadus macrocephalus (Pacific cod) is the source of this 2311-nucleotide messenger RNA. RefSeq names its product coiled-coil domain containing 93 (gene ccdc93). Bases 45 to 2003 code for a protein of 652 amino acids. Gene Ontology annotation, biological process: Golgi to plasma membrane transport. Lineage: Eukaryota; Metazoa; Chordata; Actinopteri; Gadiformes; Gadidae. The record is from RefSeq and is a predicted model, not a curated record. The transcript is spliced from 24 exons.
UGGACCUAGUUCUACAGAUGAUAAUGUGAACAUGUGCCUGUCACAUGCUCAGGUCAUGUGACCCUCUGCAUCCAUCCAACAUGGCGGCCACGUCUGUUUUCCAGAGAGCGAGAACAGGCUCUAAAAUAGGAGUUCAGUACGACCAGGAAGGCAACCUCAUUCAGGUGGAGACCAGAGAGGACGAAGAGCAGAAUAUCAAGUUGUCUGAGAUCCUUGAGCUCCUGUUGGCAGCUGGAUACUUCAGGGCCCGUAUUAAGGGCCUUUCCCCGUUUGACAAGGUGGUUGGAGGGAUGACCUGGUGUAUCACAACAUGUAACUUUGAUAUCGACGUAGAUCUACUGUUCCAGGAGAACUCCACCAUUGGCCAGAAAAUUGCUCUCACAGAGAACAUAGUUUCUGUUCUGCCCAAGAUGAAGUGUCCACACCGACUGGAGCCCCAUCAAAUCCAGGGCUUGGAUUUCAUCCACAUUUUCCCAGUGAUUCAGUGGUUAGUGAAGAGAGCUAUAGAGACCAGGGAGGAGAUGGGGGACUCCAUCCGAGCCUAUUCCAUAGCUCAGUUCCACAAGACCCACAGCUACCCAGAGGAUGAAGACUUUCUCCAGAAGAAGGACAGAGCAGUGAAAGCUGUCCUGGACAUAUCAGAAGUGUACAAACCAAGGAGGAAGUACAAGAGACAAGUGGAGGCUGGAGAGCUGCUGGAUGAGGAGUCGCGCGUUCACUCCACCCUACUGGAAUACGGCCGAAUAUCAGAGAACCUGCUACGAUAUGGCUUCAGCAAGCAUUCCAAACAAGACAAAGCUGAAGACCGGAAGGCCUCAUUGGCUGCCGGUACACAGGCCACGCCCCCUGGGAUGACCGAGACAUCAGAGGAGGAGGAACAGGAGGCAGCAGAGGAGCUUCGCAUCAAAACUUUGAUGACCAACAUGGCUGCCAUGGCGACCGGGGAGGGGACGUUGACUGCGAGUGCUGUGGGUCAGAUCGUAGGACUGCAGUCAGAGGAAAUCAAACAGAUCGCUUCCGAAUACGCAGAGAAGCAGUCAGGGCUGUCGUCGGAGGAGCGCUCAGAGCGCUUCGGCCCGCUGCAGCAGCACCGCAGGCUGCUGGCCUCCCUCAACAAACAGAUCCAGCAGAAGACCAAGCAGCUGGAGGAGCUUCAAGCUAAACAUGACGAGCUGCAGGAAGGCGGGGAAGAGGCCAAGACCAAACUGGCAGAGGCCACAGAGCACACAGAGCGUCUGGACAGCGAGCUGCAGGCGCUGCAGCAGCUGGAGGGUCAGGCGGACAGCAGCCUGCUGGACCAGCUCAGGGCCCUGGUGUCGAUGAACGAGCGCCUGAAGAACCAGGAACACGAGUUCCGCACACACUGCAGAGAGGAAAUGUCUCGCCUGCAGCAGAACAUUGAGGACCUGAAGCUGGCGUCAGGAGAGGACACGGAAGAGAAGAUGGAGAGGAACCAGCUGAUUGAUAAACAGUAUAACUCAGACCGCGAGAAGCUGCAGAAGAUCAGACUACUGAUGGCCCGGAGGAACCGGGAGAUCGCCAUCCUGCAGAGGAAGAUGGAUGAGGUGCCGAGCCGGGCGGAGCUGACGCAGUACCAGAAGAGGUUCAUAGAGCUGUACAGCCAAGUCUCUGCAACUCAUAAAGAGACAAAGCAGUUCUUCACGCUGUACAACACGCUGGACGACAAGAAGGUGUACCUGGAGAAGGAGGUGAAUCUGCUGAACUCGAUUCAUGACAACUUCCAGCAGGCCAUGUCCUCCUCCAGCGCUAAGGAGCAGUUCCUCAGACAGAUGGAGCAGAUAGUGGAGGGAAUCAAGCAGAACCGCAUCAAGAUGGAGAAGAAGAAGCAGGAGAACAAGAUGCGGCGCGACCAGCUGAACGAUGACCACCUGGAGCUACUGGACAAACAAAGACUCUACUUCAAGACCGUCAAGGACUUCAAGGAGGAGUGUCGCAAGAACGAGAUGCUGUUGUCCAAGCUAAGAGCUACAGGAACCUCCUAGAGGCCUUGAUCCUGGUCCAGGAGCCUCGUAGAAGUCCCUGGUACGCCAACCCCGCGUUACAUUCCACAGGAUGUUCAGUCAAUGUUCUACAUGUAAUUCAAUUAUUGCAAAGAAACCCAAACAAAGCGGUUUGAAGAAAAGCCAACAAGAUUGAACAUUCACUCAAAUGCUGUUCACACACGCCAUGAGCCAAUACAGAAAACAUGGAGUUAGAGUGGAGUUUAUGUAUGAUUAAAACUCAUGAGUGUUAUGAUUAUAAAAGCAAAAUGUCAAUAAAAAACAUCAGCUUCUGUUGGCAGUAAACAAAA